CGCUUUGCCAAGCUCACUGUGCCAGUGCGUAUGUCUGAGCUGCUUGUGAGUGUGAUUUGCUGUUCUACUCUAGGAUGCUGUUUCUGUCUCCCCUCUUCUCUCUUAGCCCAUCUCUUAAUCUUCCCCAACAGCACUGCACUCUGCUCUGAAGAUGAUUUCUCUGAAUGCAUCCAGACCCAUAAACCCAUCUCACUGCCUAUGGACAUCCAAGAAGCUACACCACUGGUCAUCCUUCCAGGGGACCUGCCCUCUCUGAAGUGGAACCUCAGUCAUUAGUCUUGGCAAAUUUAUAGCUUCCUAGUACAGUGGUAUCCAUUCUUGCUUAUGAAGAUGGAGCAGGAGAUCUCUAAAGUGCAGAGGACAAUGUCUGACCUGGAGUCAGUCCUCCAGCAGAAGGAUGUUGAGCUGAAAGCCUCUGAGACCCAGCGAAGCAUCCUGGAGCAGGAUCUGGCCACCUAUAUCACAGAGUGUAGCAGUUUGAAGCGCAGUUUGGAACAAGCUCGUAUGGAGGUCUCUCAGGAGGACGAUAAAGCUCUGCAGCUGCUCCACAACAUCCGUGAGCAGAGCAAUAAACUGCAGGAGAUUAAAGAACAGGAGUAUCAUGCUCAGCUGGAAGAGAUGCGGGUGUCCAUCCGUCAGUUGGAGGAGAACCUCUCUGCUGCUCGCCGUCGCAGCGACUUAUACGAAUCUGAGUUGAAGGAGUCACGCCAGACUAGUGAGGAGCUGAAAAGGAAGGCAGCAGAAUACCAACAGAAGAUCCAGAAGGCCAAAGAACAAGGCAAGGCUGAGAUGGAGGAGCUCCUUAUUAAACUGCAGAAGACCAAUGAAGAGCAACAAGCAAAGAUUGAGGAGCUUCAGGACAAGCUAGACAAGGCAGUAAAAGCGAGUACUGAAGCCACGGAGCUCCUGCAGAAUGUUCGUCAGGCUAAAGAGCGCCUGGAGUGGGAUGUGACACGACUGCAGACCAGAGAGGACUCCACUGACAGCCUGCGCAGACGCUUGCGUGAGACAGAGGAUGGCAGAAAGACCCUGGAGAAUCAAGUAAAGAGGCUGGAGAUUGUGGAGCGCAGGGAGAGCAAACUAAAAGAGGAUAUCCAGACCAAAUCACAGCAGAUACAACAGAUGGCUGAUAAAAUCAUGGAAUUGGAGGAGAACUUGCGUGAAACGCAAGCCACAGCCCAUCGCAUGGAGACUCAUCUGGAGCAAAAAGAGAAACUGUAUGAGGAUAAGAUCAAGAUUUUAGAGACCCAAAUGAAGGUAGACUUGGCUGAUAAAGAGCUCCUGGAAUCGAAACAGGACAUAUAUGAGGAGGAAGUUCGGGAGAAAAGCAAAUUGAUCAGUGAACAAGCAGCGACUAUCAGUGCUAUGGAGUCGAAGAUGACCAGCUUGGAGCAGAGGAUUACUGAGCUGUCUGAGGCCAACAAACUGGCUGCCAAUAGCAGUAUCUACACUCAAAAGAACAUGAAAGCCCAAGAAGAAAUGAUAUCUGAACUGAGGCAGCAAAAAUUCUAUCUGGAGUCUCAGGCAGGCAAACUGGAGGCCCAGAAUGCUAAGCUAGAGGAGCAUCUGGAGAAGAUGAGUCAACAAGAACAAAGCAACAAGAGCCGUGUGCUGGAGCUAGAGGCCAGACUCAGAGAGAUCGGCCUGGAACAUGAGGAGCAGAAGCUGGAUUUAAAGAGGCAAGUGUCAGAGCUGACACUGUCAUUACAGGAGAGAGAGUCUCAGAUCAGCAGUCUGCAGGCUGCGCGCCAUGCCUUGGAAAGCCAGUUACAGCAGGCCAAGACAGAGCUAGAAGAGACCACUGCUGAGGCAGAGGAGGAAAUCACUGUUCUCCGGGCUCACCGGGAUGAAAUCCAAAGAAAGUUUGAUGCCCUGAGGGACAGCUGUGCGGUAAUCACUGACCUGGAGGAGCAGUUGACUCAGCUGACACAGGAAAAUGCAGAGUUAAACAGGCAGAACUUCUACCUUUCAAAGCAGCUGGAUGAAGCCACAGAUGAGAAUGAGGAGAGACUGCAGCUUAGCCAAGAGGUGGAUCGCCUGCGCAGAGAGGUGGCUGACAGAGAGAUGCACCUCAACAACCAGAAACAAAACAUAGAGACCCUGAAGACAACAUGUACCAUGCUGGAAGAGCAGGUGCUAGAGCUGGAGACGCUGAAUGACGAGCUGUUGGAGAAGGAGAGGCAGUGGGAGAGCUGGAGAACAGCAUUGGACGAGGAAAAGAACCAGGCUGAACGCAGGGCUCGAGAAAUACAGAGACAGCUGGACAAUGAAAAACAGAAUAGGAUGCGUGCUGAACAGCGCACCUCAGAGUCUCGUCAGGCUGUUGAGCUGGCAGUAAAGGAACACAAGGCUGAGAUCUUGGUGCUGCAGCAGGCCUUAAAGGACCAGAAACUAAAAGCAGAAGGCCUCUCCGAUACUUUGAGUGACCUGGAGAAGAAACACUCCAUGCUGGAGAUGAAUGCACGCAGCCUGCAGCAGAAACUGGAGACUGAGCGAGAGCUUAAACAGAGGCUGGUGGAUGAGCAAGCAAAGCUACAGCAGCAGCUGGACAUGCAAAAGAGUCAUAUUUUCAGAUUAACACAGGGCCUGCAGGAUGCACUGGACCAGACCGAUCUACUGAAGACUGAGAGAACAGACCUGGAGUAUCAGCUGGAAAACAUACAGGCAGCAUAUUCUCAUGAGAAGGUGAAGAUGGAGGGCACCAUCACCCAGCAGACCAAGCUUAUAGACUUCCUGCAGGCCAAGGUAGACCAUCCCUCUAAGAAGAAAAAGGGCAUCUUUGGUGGCAGGCGUCGGGAGGACCUGCUGGCAGCGCUGGCAGCCCAGAGUCAGACCCAGACAGCCUCUGUGCCUGUUGUGACCCCUGUGCCCCUGCAGUACAGCGAUAUGAAGGCAGCGCUGGAUAAAGAGCGUGCCCGCUGCUCUGAGCUGGAGGAGGCCCUCCAAAAGACACGCAUGGAACUUAGAGAGGCCAUGCAGUUUAAUAAAGCACUGGAACAUGGUGGUACUCCUGCCACUUCUGGUCUAGCCCGGCAGCAGCUCAUGAUGUCAACUAAGUCUACCAAAUCCCCUGAACACCAGCCCAACCCUUCCAGCCUGGCACAAUCCAAUUCCAGCCGGAGGAAGGAGACAGCCACUUCUGACGAAAUAAGGAGAGCCACUUCUGAAAAAUAUGUGCGACGUGUAAAGGAGAGGCUUCACCACAGUACUCAUGGCAGUCACAGCACCCCACACCGGUUCACCCAGGGUCUCAACAUGAGGGCAGCCAAGUGCACUGUAUGUCUAGACACUGUCCAUUUCGCCCGGCAGGCGGCUACCUGCAUUGAAUGCCAUGCUUUGUGCCACCCAAAAUGCUCCCCCUACCUUCCAGCCACAUGUGGUGUGCCCACCGAAUACGCCCUUCACCUAUCUGAGGCUCUGUGCAGGGAGAAGAGCAGCAACUCAGGCCUACAGCUCAAAGACUCUAGUGGACACAUGAGGCUGGAGGGCUGGAUGAAACAGCCCAGGAAUGGGAAGCGUGGUCAGGGCUGGGAGAGGAAGUAUGUGGUGCUAGAAGGGAACAAGGUUCUUACCUAUGAGACUGAGCCCAGAGAAGAGUCGGUGAAGCCAGUGGAUGAGUUUGAUCUGUAUUUAUCCGAUGGUGAAGUGAUUGUGCACAGUGCUGUGGGUGGCUCAGAACUCACCAACACUGCGAAGUCUGAUGUGCCAUUUGUGCUGAAGUUGGAGUUACUCCCCCACACAUCCUGCUGGCCAGCACAGACUCUUUACCUCAUGAGCUCAAGCUUUGCAGAGAAGCAGCGGUGGGUGGCAGUUUUGGAGGCCAUUGUGGCAAGUGCCCGUGGUGCCCGUGAGAAAGCAGAGGCAGAUGCAAAGCUGCUGGGAAAUUCUCUGUUGAAGCUGGAGGGAGAUGACAGACUGGACAUCAACUGCACACUCCCCCUCACUGACCAGAUUGUGUUAGUGGGUUCAGAGGAAGGUCUGUAUGCACUGAACGUUAUAAAGAACUCACUGACUCACAUCCCAGGCCUGGGCUCUGUGUUUCAAAUCUACAUCAUCAAAGAGCAAGACAAGCUGCUCAUGAUUGUGGGUGAUGAGAGGGCACUGUGCCUGGUGGAGAUCAAGAAGGUGAAGCAGUCACUCUCUCAGUCCCACCUCCCAACCUUGCCCGAAAUUGUCCCGUACAUUUUUGAGACUGUCAAGGGUUGUCAUCUUUUUGCUGCAGGGAGGAUUGAAAAUGGCUCCUGUAUUUGCGCUGCAAUGCCCAAUAAAGUCACAAUUUUGCGCUACAACGACAAUCUGAGCAAAUUUUGUAUUCGCAAGGAGAUUGAGACCUUAGAACCCUGUAGCUGUAUUUACUUCACCAACUACAGCAUCAUCAUUGGCACCAACAAGUUCUAUGAGAUUGAGAUGAAGCAAUACGUGCUAGAGGAGUUCUUGGACAAGAAUGACGUGUCGUUGGCUUCAGCUAUGUUUACCACAUCCUCCUACAGCUUCCCCAUUGCAAUCAUGCAGGUGUCGAGCACAGCUCAGAAAGAAGAGUACCUGCUCUGUUUCCAUGAGUUUGGAGUGUUUGUGGAUGCCUAUGGCCGAAGAAGCCGCACAGAUGAGCUCAAAUGGAGUCGUCUUCCUCUGACAUUCGCCUUCAGAGAGCCAUACCUGUUUGUGACUUACUUCAACUCACUGGACGUUAUUGAGCUUCAGGGUCAUGCUGCUCUUGGGCCUUCUUCACUUGUUCACUUGGAUGUCCCUAAUCCGCGCUACCUAGGCCCGGCCAUCUCAUCAGGUGCCAUUUACCUGGCCUCAUCAUACCAGAACAAACUGAGAGUGAUCUGCUGCAAGGGCCAUGUCGUACGAGAGUCGGGAGAAUUGCAGAGGACAGGUUCUAACAGGAGCUUUGACCUCUGCAGCAGCCCAAACAAGCGUGGCCCACCCACUUAUAACGAGCACAUUUCAAAGCGGCUAGGCUCAAGCCCUGGAGCUCAAGAUAGUGUUGUGCACCGGGACCCUAGCACACCACACCGUUACCGUGAGGGUCGCACUGAGUUCCGCAGGGACAAGUCUCCAGCUCGGCCACUGGACCGUGAGAAGUCGCCAGGACGUGCAGUGAUCGAUGCACGCAGAGAGAGAUCACCAGGUCGGCCACUGGAUGAGCGAGAGAGAGAGCGUGAGCGCACACGCCUGCACACAAGCUCAGUCCGCACUCAACUCACACCAGUUAACAAGGUGUGGGACCAGUCUUCAGUGUGAACGCACCCCAUGGACAGCUGAAGUUUAAGAGCCAUCGUCCAGUCCCACCAUGGAUGGACAUGCCAUUUUACAGGCACCUCUUUUAAUACAACUAUUCCAUCAUGCCAUUGCCUGCUGUGAGCAGAACCACAUCAUAUUUAUAUUUUUUGGAUUUAGCUGUUGUCCAAAUGUAUGCGUGUUGCUCACAUAUUUACAUAGGAUUUAUGAGAAAGGCAAAUGAUUAGUGAAAGAUUGUAAGUGAUAUAUUAAUAUACAUUAAAAUCCUAUACACACACCCAAAA
Messenger RNA from Ictalurus punctatus (channel catfish), 5528 nucleotides. Its product is annotated as citron Rho-interacting kinase. Gene Ontology annotation, molecular function: protein serine/threonine kinase activity. Gene Ontology annotation, cellular component: cytoskeleton; cytoplasm. Gene Ontology annotation, biological process: actomyosin structure organization; peptidyl-threonine phosphorylation. The coding region runs from base 325 to 5247 and encodes 1640 amino acids. Lineage: Eukaryota; Metazoa; Chordata; Actinopteri; Siluriformes; Ictaluridae. The record is from RefSeq and is a predicted model, not a curated record. The transcript is spliced from 39 exons.